Sitophilus oryzae (rice weevil) is the source of this 8610-nucleotide messenger RNA. RefSeq lists its product as uncharacterized. The record is from RefSeq and is a predicted model, not a curated record. The transcript has 25 exons. Lineage: Eukaryota; Metazoa; Arthropoda; Insecta; Coleoptera; Curculionidae. Bases 352 to 6045 code for a protein of 1897 amino acids.
AGCGCGUAUUGCAUUGUUGGAAAUUCUUUCAAAAUGGCUGAUCCCUGUGAGGAAGUAUGAUCAGUGAAGGUCUCAAAUAAUGUUUUUCGUUUAAUUUCGCGUAUUUUCCAUCAAAACCACUAUCAAGGGUUUACUAAAGCUUUAAUUUCGUUAUGCGUGUUUAUAUUUCGUUUGGAUUGUGCUCUGUUACCUAUUUUCUAAGUGCAAUGUAGUUGUAAGUGUACUUUAUGUGGAAGAAGAUUUGUUCAUAUGAAUGUUUUUCGCAAAGUGCAAAGUAUAUAGGGGCGAUUCGUGUAAUAAUCGACGGAGGGAGCUCCGAAACCUUUAAAGAGGUAACUGCAGGGCUUUACAAUGGAGAAACCAAAGAAGCGGGAAUCCCCGAUAUCUACAUCGUCGGGAGGAAUCAAACCUGCAGAACCUCCCCCUUCCCAGGAGAUCUGUUUUGUUUGUGGUAACAGAGGACAUCCCCGGUCGUACCCCCUCAGCUCUAAACCUCGACAAGACCGGCCCAAGGAGCCCUACUUUUCGUUUCUGGACAGUCAUGAACCUCCCAAAGGCUAUUCAAAGAAUUGGGCGCUGGGGGACUCUUCGAUUUACGCGGCUUGUAGUCUGUGCUACCAGUUGCUGAUGCAGCAGUGGGAUCAGCACGAGUACGCCUCAAUACCCCAUUCCGAGAGGUUGUACUGGUUGAAAAGGGCCGACAACGGCCCCUACACCGGUGCUGACAUGGGCCUACAAGGCGAGUACGCUGCACAGAUGCUAGGAUUGAACACUGAAGGAAUACCACCACCGGGGAAUACCAGAACGGGGCCCAGGGAGGACAUUCACAGGGUUCGGGCUUCGCCUAGGCCUGUUUCGGCACCAGUGGCCUUACAAAUAGCUUCUGGUGGCCAAGAUCGAGACGAGAUGGUCCCUGAGGGGGCUCUGGACCUAACCCACCCCCAGCAACAAGUAUCUGUUCCUGUGCAGUCCGUCUCUGUACCGCCCAUUUUCCACAGUCAAAAUUCGAACUCGUCAACUGGGACGGACAUUUUGGACCUCAGCAUGCCCGAUAAGAAUUCAGUAACCGAGGUUUGUUACGUUUGCGGCGAUGAAUUCAAGAGGGGCAGUCUGGAUUUUAUAGCUUCUAAGCAAUCGCCGGACAACCCUUUGCAACCUUUUUUUCCUAGCUUGAUAGAACAUCCAAGACCAGCAAGGAGCAGGCCUAUCGAUUCGCAGGGCAGAGUGCAGGCCUGCGUCGACUGCCAGCAACAUCUUUUGAAACAGUGGCACACGUUUCAAGGUCAAGGCGUACCUCAUCCUGAAAGGAAAUACACGUUAAGAAAAAGACAAAGUGCUGCACUGGACACUACUACAUUUAUAUGUUACACAUGCGCGUUGGAAUACCCAUCUUCCAGCAUCAGAUUGUUGUAUUGUUGUCCGAAUGCAGAGAAGGAACCGUAUUUUCCUUUUAUACAAUCGUUGAAGGCGCCUCCUGGUGCAAGACCAGUUACACCUCAAGGUAUGGUUCAAGUUUGUUCCACCUGCUACAAAAGCAUUCCUCAAAAACAUCAGGUUUUUGGAGGUGAUCCUUCAGCACAACAGCAAACUCCAACAAACAAUCACGUGAGCGUGACUGAAGUGCAGUACGUCAACACCACUACUUCAAGGCCGAGUACUGUCAAAAGUCCUGCCAAUUCCGCAGGGUCGGAUAUUAGAUACAAACCCUACGAUAUCAGCCAAGCUAAUGUGGUGACUAGCAAAAAGAAACAAGCCGCUUUAGCUGAAAAUAGGAAUUCUAAGGCUGCUCUUGCCGCCAGAACCACCUCGCCAUUGGUCGACGUGAACGGCCACCCUAGUUCGCAGAGUUAUCGCUGUUACAUAUGCGCCGGUCUGUAUCCAUUAGAACAGAUGGAAUGGAUCAGCACGUCAUCGGAAGGGAUGAACUCCCAUGCCAUGCAUUUUCCCUGCCUGUCGAAGAUCGGUAGGACUUUAGAAAAUAGUUGUAUGGAUUCUCAUGGGCGAGUACUAAGUUGUACAAGAUGUGUCAAUCACUUAGCUCAACAAUGGGAAACGUUUGAAGCUGAUAGAGUUCCGUUAGAGAGAAGAAGGUAUGACGUACCUCUACCAGAAUCAUCGUUAAUGAAUGGGGAUAGGGGAAUUCCCACACCACCAAGUACAAACAGUGAAAGAACGGUUUGUAGCAAUACGACGACAGGUGGCAGCAGUAUAUACUGUUUCCUCUGUGGUUUACAUUCGGAGUUUACUUUGGCCAGGGUAGUUUACAGCAAACCUCAAGGAAGGAAUGCUCCGUAUUUUCCAGCCUUAUUGCGUCACAAAAGUCCUCCCAACGCCGAGCAACUGAGGGAAGACGGCAGCGCGCUUGUUUGUACGUUUUGUUACCAUAGUUUAGUGCACCAGUGGAGGAGGCACGAGACGCAGGGAAAUCACGCAGCUCCAGCGGACAGGCGGGACUACAACACUCAUGAUUAUUGUUGUUACGUCUGCGGAGUGACGACCUACAGAAAACGAAUCCGGGCACUUCUUAUUAAGGAUUUUCCAUUUUUGAGGUUUCAUCCCCAACCGGAAAAUUCGCUUCUUUUGGAAAACGGUGAUUAUGCUGUGGUCUGUCUGGAUUGCUAUGAGACCUUGAGGACGCAGUCGCUGGAGUACGAACGGUGGGGGCUGCCGCUGGACAAGCGCCAGUACAACUGGAUAACGCAGCCCCCGCCGCCCGAAGAUAGCCCCGAAGCGGGAAUCGCGCGCUUGCCCAGCGGUCAAAGAAGCGACAAAGUUGCACCCCCAACGUUCCUAGCCAAACCUACCAGAAAGAACCACUCACCGAAAAUUAUGGAGAGAAAAACCACAUCAAAGACUGAUCAGAACUCAGGCAUACCAAACAGUCCCAACAAACUACCUCCCGCCGUAUCGGCCUCGACCAAUGGCAGUCUGAGUGGGGGCGUAUCCGCGCCGCCCUCGGCGCCUACUACCAGCUCUAAGUUACGUUCCAGCCAUGGCCACGCCCCCUCCCUGGCGUCCGCCAGCCAAUAUAGUCACUCCUUCGCGGCGGCUUUACGAAACCUCGCUCAACAGAAUGUACCGGGGGCGGAGCCGAGUUUAGACACGCCCAACGUCCAUCGAACUAGAGAGUCAGCUUCCGUGCCAAUACCUGAAAAGAACAAGACAUCACUAGACGUUCCUACUUACCCCUCAAGUCGAUCUGCUAUCGACACCCGACUGAGUUCGAAUCCUGCAGAUAGAUACUCAUCAUCAACGUUAGCCGAGAUGAGUAGGAGCGGGUUCCAACCAUACAGACCCGAAGACCACAGGAUACCACCACCUGUGGCUGUAGGGUUGGACAUGACCGGUUAUUCACCUUACAGCGCCUAUCCUCUGCCAUUGAUUGAAGAACAACUAUACUACGAGAGGAUAUUGAGGCCGUCCUGGCCAACGAUAGGCCAUCCGUAUCUGCACUAUAUGUUACCAAGUGGACCUGCAAUGCCUUUGUAUAUGCACGAAAGGUUAAAAAUCGAAGAAGAACAAAGACAGAGGUACGCCGCGGUAGCUGCUGCUCGUUCGAAGGACGCCGAGUUGGAACGGGAAAUGCUGGAACGAGAACGGGAAAAAGAACGACUGGCGCGCGAAAAGGCAGCGGAGGCAGCCCGCAGGGUAUCGCCCCACACCACGGGGCCCGCGCCUCACCUGUUGGGGCUUCCUGUCAUGCACCCUUCGACUUCUGGCAUGCUCCCUCCUACAGGGCCUUUGAGUCUAACCUCGCCAUCAGCUAGACACUCUCCACUCAAUGCAGCUUCGAAUUAUUUGCCUCCUCAAAAUUAUCCUCAAGUACCCAGAUCCUCGCCGUCGUUACAACGCCACUCCCCCCACGUCUCCUCCUACGGCGGCCUGAACCUGUCCGGCUCAACCCGUCAGUCGGCCACCGUAAUUCAACCCUCCGGCCCACUAAUCAACGCCUCCUCUUCGGCCACGCCCCAACCACCGCCGGCCCACUCGCAACCACCCACGCCCAAACCGACGCCGCCUCCUCCCAAGGAAGAGGCGGGGUCCCAUGCGCCGCCCCUCUGCGCAGCCAGGAAGCUCCCAUUAACCCCCAAACAAACCAUUGUUCACGAUAAUACCAACUGGAAGAAACCCAACUCAGAUGUAACACCAUCGGAAGAACAACUCACAGAAAGCAAAUCAAAGUCAAAACACUAUGAUAUCAGUUUUCUAACUAAUACUAACGAAAGCGUAAUUAGAGAGACAGCGAGGCACAUACCUACAGACCAAUGCAUGAUCAAAGCAACACCAGAACUAGGUAAGAACAUGAUAAAUGCCAAAGAUACACCUAAAACGAUUGGAAACAACGAGGAAGUUUCUAGAAUAGACGAGAAAAAUACUAACAUCGAACCUCAAACGUUUGUUAAGGAAACUCAAGCAACCGAAAAUAAUAAACCUUUUGAAAACUUCGAACAAGACAUGGAGGCUUUUAAAAUCUACAAAAAUGGGACGGUCGUUCAUUCCGAUAUAAAAAAUCCUCCCAAAUACUUAAGAACGUUAAAAACUAACGGCAACACAAAAGAAGACAACUACAUCGAUAAGAUAUACGCUUGCGCAGACAAAGGCCUGGAAGUUAAGCACGCGCACACGCCAUUAAACAUAGGAAUUGAGGCGGAUUUUAAGGCGAAGCAGGCGGUGCUGCCAAUGCGUUCGCCUGACAAACCUAAUGUCAUGGAAAGGGUGGGAAUGAAGGCGGAAGUAAUCAGUACCAUCAUCGUUGAAAAAGCUCAUGAAGUCUCUGUUAUAUCUUGUGUUCCGCAAAGUGUUAUAACCUCAAUUCCCAAACAACCGACAACUUCAACCUUGGAAGUGCCUAAAGUACCAAUGCCAAAAGCACCACCCAAACAACGAAUCAAGAGAAAAUUUUUAGACGUUUCGACUACAUCGCAUUCCCCAGCUAAAAUUCAAAACACCUCUGCAGUACUCAAUAUUCCUACAUAUUGCGUAUCGAUUCCCAGCGUCAGACCACCAAAAAAGCCAAAAAUCAGCAAACUAGACUUGGCAACGUUGCGUCGGAAAGCUAAGCGCAUGCGGAAUCUGUGUAACGGACAUGAGUAUACUCAUACUGGAGCUCGGAUCUUGGGCGACGGACUAGAUAUCAUUGAUAGUUCAAGUAGUUCAGAAAGCGAAAGUGAAACGCCAUCUCGUAUCGAUUUGUUAAUUAAAUCAGGACCGCCUCUGAGGAAACCACCUUGCAGAAAACAGCUAGAUUUUUUAAGAAAACUAGAUUUGGCUACUCACAAAGACAAGAACAAUCUGGAAGUAGAGAAGAUUCAAAGAAGACAACAUUAUUAUAGCCCUCUUACGGUACAAAUCCAUACGAGCUCUGCAAGAAUAAGUCAUUUGGAUGUUCCUGUCCCAUUUGAGUCUCCAACAACUUUAAAUCACGAAUACGAUUUUAAAUUUAAAAAAAACUUUCUGAAUGUGCUUGGAUUGGGAUGGGUACCUACCAACAACAGAAGAGAAAUGGAAAAGGCUUGGCAAAAAGUCUUAUGCGACCGCCUAAAAAGACGUUGUGACUCUUCUUUGACAAAGUACUACCUAAAAUCAGAGCAAAAUAAACUUCACACGAAUGAACAACCCAAAGAACCUGAUAAAAUUUUGCCUAAAGUUGAAGACACCUACACUAAGUGCGACAGAGACGUUUUUAAAAUUCCUUUGACGCUCCAAUGGAAGAAAAACGACUCUAAAACUGAAAAACAUAAUCGUGGUCAGGAAAUUGAUCAAGAAAAUCUCGACGAUGAUUCUGAACAUGGAAAAUGGCCAGGUAUAAUGGAAAUCAUCGAAAUGUACUAUAAAUAUAGUAAAGAAAGGGUUCAAGAAAUCAACCAAUUGAAACAGCGAAAGUAUCUUACAAAAGACUUUUUGAGCAAGCAGCAACACGAACUGCGCUUGCUCGAGUCCAGACAAAAAGAGCUGCUCAGGCUACAGCAGCACAACAAACAAAAAACCAAAACGCUGGAACUGACCAUCGAUAAACUAACCAAUAUCAUCAACGCUAUUCGGUAGCAUUUAUACAUAGACAGGCCUACUACUACGGAGUGGAAAAAAGGAACUAGUCAAACAAACGGUAUUAUCACAAGGUUGGCGGGAUAUACAGGUCCUACAAUGGAUAUUUUCCAUUUUUGUUAAAAAAUUAUAUUAUUUAAAAUUGCUUUUUUGGAUGAAGUCUCUUAAACAUAUUUUAAAAAUCCCGCAUUAACAACUACAGAUGUUCUAAGUACUAAAGUUAUACAUUGUAUUGAACAGUAGUUCAAAUGUCCUAAAGACAUUGCAUCACAGAAUUGCGUAGCUAAAGGCUCUAGAUAUUAUAGAAUACCACAAUUGACUCAAUUUUGGUUGCAUUUAGAGGUGAGAAAUUCAAAAAUAAAGGCAUAUAUUUUUAUAAACCACAACCAAAAUACACUUGGCAAUGCUGAUGAAUUACAAGUGACAAAUAAAAAUCAUAAAAAGGUCUAUUAAACAUAAUAGCGCGCUCUGACGACUCGUGUAUUAUGUAUUUGACAAACAUUUGCUAUUGGUAAACAGGGUGUUGUACACAUCUAUACAGAAUUAGUUAAGUUAUCUAUCGCCGGACCCUGUAUAUCAAGAGUCCGCCUUAAUAUAUUAAAAUAACCACUUUUUUAUCUUUCUUUCACAAUCUCACUGUCUUCUUGUUGAUAUUAAAAAAAUAUCAAGCCGGUAUAGUGGCCCAAAUGAUAGCGAAGUUUGCCGCUUAUCUAGUAAACACUAGGAAAAUGAAUAUGGUUGAAUUUCCCCAGUAGCUUAGGGCACACAGGCAUAAUAGUUAACGUCUCCUUAUUGCUACCAGGGCUAAUCUGGACGGGGCCUACUUUAUUUACGCGGAAUCCUGUCCUCGGCCAUAUCAUGGUCAAUGGCCUACCGACUUGGGCGUGAAACUUUUACCGACGGAAAACAUUGCUUUUGACGAUAAGUUUAUAAUCUGUCUAAUCUGUGAUAUCACCAGGCAUCCGCGAUUUUGACUCCAUAGAAGACGAACCAAUUGCGGUACUCUAUAUAUUCCCUAUAUUACAGAGUCUUUAUGCUUAAAUACAGAAGCGACACGGGCAAUUUUUUUUGGAAUAUAUUUUAAGUGAGUUCAUUUGUGAUAUAUUUAAGCUAUAAUUUAAUGACGGUGGGUGUCAAAUUUUGUUUAAUAACUAUGAGCAGCUGUAACAUAAAAAAGCUAGUUUUUUAAGUGUAAAAACCAUUUCAAGUUAACAAAAAACUACUGUUUUGAAUUAGUAAAGACCCAUUAAAACUGUGUUUUCUGUUAAUAACCAUUGUAAAACUUUAAUUUAUUUCCUUAUAUUUCUAAAAUGAAUGUAGAAAUAAUUGCAGAAGUUUAUAUUGAAGGGAAGAAAAAUACCUAUCGUUCGUCUUUCAGUUUAUAUUAUUUAUAUUUUAUAUUAUAAUGCAAAAACUCUCAAAAAGGACAAACUUUAAUGCUCAUCACUUGUUAAUGUGUCCUCUUUUAUCCCCUGUAAUCAAUUUCAUUUUAUAUUGUAUUUUUUUUUGAAAUUUGUAUUCACUAAAUUUAGUAUAAAAUAUGACGGUUCAGUAAAAUAUGUCCCCGUAUUUAAAAUUAUUCUUUUAAUAAAAUCUUAGAUGUUUUUAGAGUUCUAGUGAGUUUAAAAACUGUCAAAAUAAACUACUUGGGACACAUUUCAAAGGAGCUGGCGCUGCUUACUGUUGCUUCUGUAUAACUAAGAUAUUCUUUGAUACAUUGUAUUGAACAAUAAUAUGUUCUAAAGACCAUUAUGGUGACGUCGCGUUCCCUAGCAACGGACAAUCGUCGCAAAAAAAUACUUUGUAGUUGGAUUUUAGAUGACGUCAGCAAAAUAGAAUUCUAUUUACUAUGAUCUCAGCCUAGGUUAUGGAAAAUCGUCUAUCACGAUUCCAAGCGAUUUUAACCGCAACGUGUUACCUAGUUCCUUUUUUGCCCGAAACUGAGCAUUUAUUUGAAUUUUUGUAAGAAUUUUUAUUUAACAAAAUGGGAGUGAGUAUGUUCAACAGUAUGGUAAGGAGUUACAGUUCAAAUUUGCAAAAAUAAACCAUGAAGUUAUCAUAUUAAUAAGAGAUAAACAAGUAAAUUAUUUAGUUUUAGUUAGGAUUUCAAAUUGUCUUAAAUUUAGUUAGGCGUAACAAAUUGAAAAAAUUACCCACAAAAGUAGUUUUUCGUUUUAAAUGUAAUUAAAUUAAGUUAUUUUUUUUUGUAAUACUACAAAAAUUGCAUAAACAUACGUGCUGUGAUGAAAAGAGUAAAAAAUCAACAAAAAAAUGUAUGCGUAAAAAAUGUUUUAUAUUUUUCAUUUGAUUUAGUAUUAUGUUACUUGAAAAAAAUAAGGAUCGAGAAAAAGUUGGAAUUUGUACGAUUCAAACCGAAUUUAAUGUUAAAUUCUUUUUGUAUUUGUUUAUGUUAAUUUACUACGGGUGUUUUAUUUUAAGGUAGGUGAGAGAGAGAGAGAGAGCGAGAGAGUGGUGUUCACUGAUUCUGUGAUAAAUACAAUUUUAGUAAUCUUGACGUAAACACUGUUUCUAGCAUGACAAACCUAAAAUGUACAUAACAAAUAA